Molecule: messenger RNA, 1257 nt
Organism: Phanerochaete carnosa HHB-10118-sp
Lineage: Eukaryota; Fungi; Basidiomycota; Agaricomycetes; Polyporales; Phanerochaetaceae
Exons: 5
Coding region: 24-1175 (383 amino acids)
Biological process (GO): L-leucine biosynthetic process
Cellular component (GO): cytosol
Molecular function (GO): NAD binding; 3-isopropylmalate dehydrogenase activity; magnesium ion binding
Source: RefSeq, a predicted model, not a curated record
CUUCGCCCCACCAGCCAGCAGCAAUGUCCAAGCAGUCUUUCAACGUCGUAGUCCUUCCAGGGGACGGAAUCGGUCCUGAGGUUAUAGCGGAGGCUAUCCGUGUGCUCGAAGUCGUCUCUGCCGCUUCCAUCGAUGUCGAGCUCAAGCUCGACGUACACGACUUUGGUGGCGCUGCCAUCGAAAAGUACGGAAUGCCUUUGACCGAUGCCACCUUCGAGGCAUGCAAGGCGGCAGAUGCCAUUAUUCUAGGUGCCAUUGGCGGCCCCAAGUGGGGCGUGAACGCCAAGGUGCGCCCGGAGCCCGGCCUGCUCACGCUCCGGAAAACACUCGGCCUGUACGCCAACAUCCGGCCCGCCAACUUCGCCUCGGACAGCCUGCUCGCGUACUCGCCGCUCAAGCCGUCCGUCGCCCAGGGCGUCGACAUCAUCGUCCUCCGCGAGCUCAUCGGCGGCGCGUACUUUGGCGAGCGCAAGGAGCUCGGCGCGAGCCCCCAGGAGGACGCGGCGUGGGACACGAUGAUCUACAGCGUGCCCGAGGUGCAGCGCAUCACGCGCGUCGCGGCGCAGGUCGCGCUCGCCUCGGACCCGCCGCUCGCCAUCCACUCGAUCGACAAGGCGAACGUGCUCGCGAGCUCGCGCCUCUGGCGCAAGGUCGUCACCGAGACGCUCCAGAACGAGUUUCCGCAGCUGAAGCUCGACCACCAGCUCGUCGACUCGGCGUCGAUGCUUAUCGUGUCGAACCCCAAGAAGCUCAACGGCGUCAUCCUGACUGAGAACCUGUUCGGCGACAUCCUGUCGGACGAAUCGUCCGUCAUCCCCGGGUCCCUCGGCCUACUCCCGUCUGCAUCCCUCGCAAGCGCGCCUUCCGUGGCAGAUUACACCUCGCCAUCCUUCAAGCCCACGCCCGGCCUCUACGAGCCCAUCCACGGCUCGGCACCCGACAUUGCCGGCCAGGGCAUCGCGAACCCGAUCGGCACGAUCCUCAGCGCGGCGAUGCUCCUGCGGUACUCGCUGGGCAUGGAAAAGGCUGCGAAGGCGAUCGAGGCGGCUGUCCGCAAGGUCUUGGACGACAAGGAGAUCGGUGGCGAGGGUCUGCGCACGGCGGACCUCGGGGGCAGCAGUAAGACGAGGGACAUCGGCGACAAGAUCGUCGAGAUCCUGAAGUCUACUCUCUAGACACGCGUCGAGGCAUGGCACGAAUACCCGUGUACAAAUAGCAAAAAGCGUUGCCCAGAUUGAAUACAGCAUGUUCCCUCCC